AUGGGCCAAGUCGGAUCACUUUUGUUUGGCCCAACCUGGGAGCCAAGUCGACAAGUUCGCGUGAAGACCGGUCUUGUUGGUGGCAAAACUUUUACAUUCGAAAACGGACGACAAAUCGACGCAUUUUUGAAUAUACCAUUUGCUAAAGCACCAUCUGGAACUUUGAGGUUUAGAGUAAGUGGUAGAUUUUUCGAACUUUUGAAAAAAUUUUUUGAAUUUUGAUUUUCCCGCCAAAACUAAAACUUCAAUUUAGGCUGAAUAUCGACCAAAAAUGUUGUAACUUGAUAAAAAAAAUUUAAAAUUCUUUUUAUUUCUAAAAAAUUUUACAAUGCAAAUCAUGCUUUUUACACAGUAACUCCUACUGUAACAUUCCAGAAACCCCUACCUCCAGAAAGCUGGUCGGGAGUACGAGAUUGUACUAAAUUCGGACCCAGAUGCCCACAUGAAGAUGUCUCAAUUGAGAAAUUUACUACGUUUCAAACGAAAAGUGAAGAUUGUCUGAUUUUAAACGUAUUUGCACCAACUUACGCUGGUCCUAACACCCCAGUCAUGUUCUUCAUCCAUGGCGGAGGUUUCGCUAUGCACUCUAGUGCUCACUAUGGGGAUCAUGGGAUCUGUCGGUAAGUAUUAUUACUGUACAAAUGUAGUUAUUUUCAAUUUACAUUGUUUAUGUGAAGUAUUGACAGUACCAAAGUCUAGUACGCCUGAACAUGGCCCAAUAUUUGUAAACUUAUUAGGUGCCGACAUAAAGAACCCGCCAUAUUUUACAGGAAAUUACAGGCAAAGUAUGGCGAGUUCUUUAUGUCGGCACCUAAUACACUAUACUUCUAACGUUCAACUACACCUUUUCAGAAACCUCUGCUUAAAAGACGUCAUCGUGGUCACCGUGCAAUACCGUCUCGGCUUCUUUGGCUUCUUAUCGACCGGCGACGAGAACUGCCCCGGUAACAUGGGCCUCUGGGACAUGACUAUGGCUCUAAAAUGGGUAAAUGUGAACAUUGAAGCCUUCAACGGCGAUCCCAACAAUGUUACAGUAUUUGGCCAAAGUGCUGGCGGCGCUUCUACUGAUUAUUUAAGCCUAAGUCCUCAUUCUAACAAGUACUUUCACAAAAUGAUACCAAUGAGUGGUACUGCAUUGAACGGGUUCGCUAUGAACGAUUCGAGUCAUAUUAGGGAGAAAGCUUGGAAUUAUGCUAUACAACAAGGUUUCAUACCUCCGAGGAGUGGUAAGAAAGCAGUUUAAAAAUGGAAGUUAGGUGGAAGAUUUUCAGUGCAAAAUACAUUACAAAUCUUCCACCAAACUUCCACUUCUAAAAAUGUCAAAAACGUGUUUUUAGGCUAUUUUAAGACAUUUGAAAAAUGGAAGGUAGGUGGAAGAUUUUCAGUGCGAAAUACAUUAUAAAUCUUCCACGGAAAUUCCACUUUUUUAACCUUUGGCGCACCCUGUAUUUCAUCCACUUCGAUUUUUAAAUAAAAAAUUCAUUUUUAUUACCUAAAAACCUGUUUUUCAGCCUCAAAAUUCGAUCAAAACAAAGCCCUAGUCGAAUAUAUGCAACGUUUACCAGCUUCGGCGGUCGAAAUUGGUAUGCUCGGACGUGCUGGCGUGAACGAAGGCGGUCGGUUAGAUCUGACUCCAGUAUACGAUGGAGACUUCUUUCCUGAACCUUUUGAUAUUUUACGCCAAAAAGCACCGGCGAAACCUUUGAUGACAGGGAUUACGGAAGUGGAGGGGCUACUGUUCAGUACGUUGCUUUACCUCUUCAUGCGCACCAGAAUCCGGCGUCUAACAAGUCAGCGGUUGAUUUUUUUCGUUUGAACUUGACCCCCGAGUGACAAGCUUUGCUGUGUGUUUUUGUGGUAUAGGAAGUGUUUUAGUAUUAGUACUAAAGUACUAUGAAGUAUUAGGUGCCGACAUAAAGAACCCGCCAUUUUUUACAGGAAAUUACAUGCAAAGUAUGGCGGGUUCUUUAUGUCGGCACCUAAUAUUUUAGUAUUAGUACUAAGGUACUAUGAAGUAUUCUAGCAUUAGCAAUGUGGCCUUGGUACUAAAAGUAUCGCAGUCGUAAUACUAGGGAGUACUGUAGCUUUGGCCUUAUGAAUCACUGCACCUUCACCUAUUAACAAGUCAUCCGCUGCUUGCUAGCCGAUUCUGAAGCUCAAAUCUUACCCAAGCCUUAAAUUUUUAAAAUUUAAUAACGUUGUACUUUUAGCGGCCAUAAAACCGCCUCGAGGCAGCUUCAAAGAGGAAAUUCGACGGCAAAUUGUUUUUGAUUUUCAAAAACGUAAAAUUCAUGAUCCAGCCAGGGAGAAAAUGAUCUUUGACAUGUACUUGAAUGAGGUAGAAAAGAACAACAGGGAUCAGUACGUGACGGCGUGUAUGACGGUGAGUUUAUAAUCUUUACCCUACCCUACUCUAUUACACUUUUCUGACUACAACCACUUUCAAAUUUUCAGUUAGUAUCCGAUAUGAUCAUAGCAAAUGGCGUAUGGGAGUUGGCCGACACUACAGUACGAUUAAACAAAGGAGCACCAACAUACUUGUACUCAUUUGACUACCAUAACCCAGACGGCUUUGGCCUAGCCGGCUUGAUAUUCCCAUUCAAAGCUGCGACACAUUGCUCGGAAUUACCGUAUCUUUUCGGCAAAGGAAUUAUCGCUUUGUUUAGACCAAGCGAAGCUGACAACAAAAUGGUCGAUUUCUUCACGACAUUGUUCACAAACUUUGCCAAAUUUGGGUAUGUUGUAAAAAAGGCAGUAAUCUUUUUUAAAGAACGUAAAAUGGCGAAAACUUUCUUUACAACACAUCAAAAUUACUAAAAAACCUUCAAACAGACCAAAAAAUAUAAUUUUCUGCUUUUCAGGGUUUUCGUGGUGGGACCCAGAAACAUAAUCAAAUACAAUAUAUUUUCUAAUUUCAGUGAUCCAAAUGGCAAAGGGAAUCCUCAAAAACGCUGGGAACCUUUAUCCUUGGACGACCCCAACCGCUUCUACCAUAUUGACGUAGAAGACUCGGAGAUGCGGACCGGCUUCUGCGGCGGUCGACCACAAAAAUGGCGUCAAUUUUUGAAGCCGUGCGAUUGUGGCCAACGUGUGUGUUCCAAGGAGAAUCUCAAAGGCAUGGAUGACAAUAAUAAUGACCUUAAAAAGCUGGAUAAAACCUUGGCCAGCGACGAAGUGACCCAGUUCACGUUGAUCGAAGAGUACGCUGAAUAA
Bursaphelenchus okinawaensis is the source of this 3213-nucleotide messenger RNA. Lineage: Eukaryota; Metazoa; Nematoda; Chromadorea; Rhabditida; Aphelenchoididae. The record is from the annotation of a GenBank genome assembly.